Molecule: messenger RNA, 1179 nt
Organism: Durusdinium trenchii
Lineage: Eukaryota; Dinophyceae; Suessiales; Symbiodiniaceae
Source: the annotation of a GenBank genome assembly
AUGCGACACUAUGUUGGUGGCAAGUGGGGCUUCUCCCUCAUUUUCGGCAUAUAUGGCUCCGUGUUCCCGUAUGCUUUCAUCAUGGCUGUGGUGAACGCAGCUCUGACAUUUGGAGUUUCUGUUAGCAUGGAGCUCAGUGACGGUUUCAAUGCGGACCCGCAGACUACAGAAACCGUUGCGACGCUCAUGGCAAUCUUUAGCGCUGUGAUGAUGUUCAUUUUGACAUUUCGCAGUGACAUUGCCUACGAGAGAUGGUGGGAGGGUGGCACCUUACUACAGAAGACCCGUGGAGAGUGGUUCAAUGCCUACAGCAGUUUGGUGGCCUUCAGCCCCUUGGCCUCGCAUCGUGGGCUUUCUGCUCGCAUGUCAAAUGUGUAUCGAUCCGAGGUUCUGCUAGACCAGAGCUGCAAAGACAGGUAUUUGGAGAGCACCAGAGACAAGGUCCUUCGCAUGAAUGACGGCGUGCUUCCUGUUGCUCCUCCAGUCUUGUCUCGAGCUUUCCAGGAAUUGUCUCGUGGCAUUGUGAAUCUGCAGAAUGCGAGAAAGAUCGCAGACUUCCCCUUCCCCUACCCCUACGCGCAGGUAAGCAUUUUGAUGCUACUGCUUCAUUGGGGCCUCAUGCCAUUUUGGUGCAGCAUGUUAUUGUCCAAAACGAUGGCUGCGGCAACCUCCUUCGUAGUGCUUUGGAUGCAGUGGUGCUUGAACUUCAUAGCGCUGCAGCUAGAGGCUCCGUUUGGAGAUGAGCCGAACGAUCUGCCAAUGGAUCAAAUGAUCCUGGAUUGGAAUAACAGCUUAUGCACUUUAUUGUCUCCAAGAUCACAGCGCCCACCAGCGUUUGAAUUCGAUCCCGCCGUUCAUGGCAGGUGGAUCACCUCCUUGUCCUCUGACAUUCCUACGUUGUUGGGCUUGGAGGACCGUCAGAUUCAAGACUUCCAUCAAAUAUUAUACACAUUACAUAAGAGUGCAAGUGAGCAAUCAUUUGCUUCUGAACGCAGGAGGAGGAAGAGGAGACCAACCUUGCACUACUGCGGAUCUAGAGACUGCGUCAUUUUGUUUGUUGCCCUGGCCCCGCAAUGCUGGGCCAAAGCUUCGCAGGAGUUGGAAGAGGAGGCCUUGAUUCUGUCGGUUUUACGCCUUCUCAAGACUUUUGUGUACAGUUUUGUGAGACUUCCUGAUUGA